This is a messenger RNA of Scutellospora calospora, 295 nucleotides long. NCBI's taxonomy places the organism in Eukaryota, Fungi, Glomeromycota, Glomeromycetes, Diversisporales, Gigasporaceae. The record is from the annotation of a GenBank genome assembly.
GCUAUAUUGCUCAAGAUACGUCUUUUUAUGCAUCACUACAUAUGCAGCCAAUUUUACAAAGUCAGAAAAUUUUAUGCACUAAUAAUAAAGCAGAAAUAUUGAGCGAUUUAUUAAAAACUAGGAGAAUUGAGUGGAAAAAACCCAAAGAACUAAACAAAGAAAACCAAGAAAUUGAGGAAAUCGAUAGUUCUAAUUUUAAUUUAUUUUUAGAAGAAGUUAGAUUGGAUUAUGAUAGUGCUGAUCAACUAUUGCGAACUGCACUAAACAAAUUUAAAGAUCGUUAUAAUGCAGCGAA